Molecule: messenger RNA, 1685 nt
Organism: Oncorhynchus masou masou (cherry salmon)
Lineage: Eukaryota; Metazoa; Chordata; Actinopteri; Salmoniformes; Salmonidae
Product: zinc finger protein 239-like
Exons: 2
Coding region: 68-1057 (329 amino acids)
Biological process (GO): urogenital system development; embryo development; regulation of transcription by RNA polymerase II
Cellular component (GO): nucleus
Molecular function (GO): DNA-binding transcription factor activity, RNA polymerase II-specific; RNA polymerase II transcription regulatory region sequence-specific DNA binding
Source: RefSeq, a predicted model, not a curated record
CGCUAGCCCUUCCUCCCUCCCUGAGUCCCUGUAUCGUGCCUCUCCCGGUAGCACCUUACUGCUGGGUAUGAAGAGGUUGUCUGUGCUGCUGGUGGACUGCAGGAAAACAACGGGGCUGAGUGGAACUGUGAGAGGAGGAGCGGAGAAGAACGGAUCAGAUUUGACACAUCAAAGAGGAAAACCAACCUCGGAGGAACCAGAGACGUCCAAACCAGCAAGACGACACCUCUGCUCCCAGAUUGGAAAGAGUUUUACCAAGUUAGGAAGCCUGAAAAGACAUGAGAGGGGACACGCAGAACCGAAGACACAAAAUUGCACCCGGUGUGGAAAGAGUUUUAGCCACUUAGGAAAUCUGAAAGCUCAUGAGCGAACACACACGCGGGAGAGGCCUUUCCAUUGCUCCCAGUGUGGAAAGAAUUUUAAGCGGUUCGACACUCUCAAAACCCAUGAGCAAAUACACACAGGGGAGAAGCCAUACCAUUGUUCUCAGUGUGGAAAUAGUUUUAGCCAGUCAGGAAGCCUGAAAGUUCAUGAGCGAAUACAUACAGGGGAGAAGUCAUACCUUUGCGCCCAGUGUGGAAAGAGUUUCAGCCAGUCAGGAAGCCUGAAGGAACACAUGAGACUGCACACAAGGGAGAAGCCUUACUACUGCUCACAUUGUGGGAAGAGUUUUAACCAUUUAGUUAGCAUGAAAAGACAUGAGAGGAUACACACAGGAGCAAAGCCACACCCGUGCUCCCAGUGUGGAAAGAGUUUUAAGAGGUUAGACACCCUCAAAGCUCAUGAGCGAAUACACACAGGGGAGAAGCCAUACCAUUGCGCCCAGUGUGGUGAGAGAUUUAGCCAGUCAGGAAUCCUGAAAGCUCAUGAGCGAACACACACAGGUGAGAAGCCUUUCUAUUGCUCCCAGUGUGGAAGGAGUUUUAGCCAGGCAGGAACACUGAAAGCUCAUGAGCUAAUACACAUAGGGGAGAUGCAUUUCCAUUGCUCCCAGUGUGGAAAGAGUUUUAGCCACUUAAGAAAUCUGAAAGCUCAUGAGAGAAUACACUCUUGGUAAAGCCACUUAAGAAAUCUGAAAGCUCAUGAGAGAAUACACUCGGGGGAGAGGCCUUUCCAUUGCUCCCAGUGUGCAAAGUGUUUUACCCAUUUAAGAAAUCUGAAAGAACAUGUGAGACUGCACACAGGGGAGAAACCUUACAAGUGCUCAGACUGUGGGAAAAGAUAUUGCUCAUCACAGUCACUAAAACGUCACGUGAGAAUCCACACAGGAGAGAAUAAUUACUUAUCCUAGUGUGUAAAUUGAUAUUUCACAUCACACUGACUUACAAUUCAUCAGAGAACAUACACAGUGCUCCCGUUGUCUUAUAUUGUUGACUGACAAUGUGUUAACCUGUUUAAACCAUAUGAAAUUGAAUUGUACCAAGUAUACUCAAACAUAUAUUUUUAUGUUUUUAUUAGAAAACAUUCAUUGAAUAUGGAGUUAUGUCAGUUUCAAUGUAGGGUAGAUAAGAUUUCAUGUGUUUAAAUGGUCCUUUUUAAAACUCUGUGUGUGUGUUUAUCUGGGUGUGUCAUUCCUCCAGCACUACAGAUAAUCAAGUGAUAUUUGGAUGUGAUGCAUUUGUUCCAUUGUUGACAUUUGCAUUGUAGCCCACUGAUGAUUUAAUGAAAUGAAAAUGUUCAGACUC